Cryphonectria parasitica EP155 is the source of this 612-nucleotide messenger RNA. RefSeq lists its product as uncharacterized. The record is from RefSeq and is a predicted model, not a curated record. NCBI's taxonomy places the organism in Eukaryota, Fungi, Ascomycota, Sordariomycetes, Diaporthales, Cryphonectriaceae. The transcript has 7 exons. Bases 1 to 612 code for a protein of 203 amino acids.
AUGAACACCUCGCAGCCGGUAGUACCGGUGGUUGUACUCUGGUACUGCUAUGUAUACCACCGAGUCAUGCUCUUAGGCGCGAAGCCGCUGCCACUGCAGAAAUGCUACCAUACAUUUCCCAUGUACCAUAGUAAUGGUCAGUCGAGGCUGGGGCCAGCAAGUAUACGGUACAUCGGCGCCUAUCCGUGGAUCGUCAGGACGAUUUCCUUUGGCUCGCCCAAUGGCGAUGGAGUGCAUCGAGAAUAUUCACGUGAGCACUUCCAGAGCCUGGUCAUGGACUCCAGGACCCAGGGAGAUGGGGACGCGAGACUCCAUGCUACGUGCUACUAUAGUGUACAAGUACAUAUGCUCGCUAAGUACGAAUGUGGGCAACGAAAGAGAGGUCGACCCAACACGUCCUUUGGACCAGUUUUGGAGGCCAUACACCGUCCCGAGGUAGUGGUCGUGGUCUUGGUCAUGGCCGUCGCCGGGUACAGCGGCCGAAUACGCCUCGCAAUUCCGACGGCUGGGACUCCCAACCGAGAAGAGGCGACUCGUUUGCCAACCAUGUCCAUGAGAACCCACGCGGUCGGGUCCUCCCUCGUUGCCUUCGUCCUGAUGAUUAUUGGAUGA